Molecule: messenger RNA, 1167 nt
Organism: Entrophospora sp. SA101
Lineage: Eukaryota; Fungi; Glomeromycota; Glomeromycetes; Entrophosporales; Entrophosporaceae
Source: the annotation of a GenBank genome assembly
AUGGACUUAGAGCAAACAAUUGGUUUACUUGGUUCUUUAUUAGCAUCCAGGCAAGUUAAUACUAAAAAAUUUAAUGGAGAUGCACAGGUUGUUGACACGGUUUCAGGCAACACCGAAAGAAUAAACGGUAUAAUUAACAUUAUUCAAAGGAUUGUCGAUAGAAAUGGACAACAAAGAUCACCAAAUAACGAGAAAAAUGAUCAACAGCUUAAAAAAUUAAGAGAAAUUGGUAGUAGGAUUCUUUUUGAGGAAGAAAAUAGGAAAAGAUAUAAUGAUGAGACAGGUGCCAGAAUUACAAAACUUGAUCAAGAGUUGAAACGAAUUACCAGAGUACUUAGCAAUGAAAGGUUGGCAUUUGCAGCUUUUAAUGAUACAACAAGUGGUAGAAUCGAUCGUUACAAACAGGAAUUGAUACAAAUUUCAGAAAAAAUAGAAAAAAAAAGUUCGGAUGAUGAAGAAUAUGCAAGAGUUGUCCAAUAUCUCGAGGAUGAAAAGCUUGCUAUACAAUUACAGAGUAACGAGGAAGUUAAUAUGCAUCAUAAUACCGAGAGAUUGUUUGUUAAUCAAGAGUUCAUUGCACCGCCAUACCAUAGGAAUAGUAGUUAUGAUGAUGAAAAUGAUAAAAAAACUCUUCAAUUACUUGCUGAUGAGGAAUUGGCUAGACAAUUACAUGAUAGUGAAAAUGGUGGAGGCGGUGGUGCAAAUUCAUCGCGGUCAUCAAGGAAUAAUGCUGAUGCUGCUAUGGGUGUAAUACUAUCUUGCUCGCACGGGUUUUGCUUUUUAUGUAUAUCAAAAUAUGUUAAUGUAGAAAUUCAAGGGGAUAAUAUUAAAUUUCCAAUUUUGUGUCCAGUUAAAUCAGCCACAUGUCAAAAAGAUGGGAUUUCAGAAGGAAUUAUUGAACAAGCUUUAAGUAGGGAAGACCUUGAAAAAUACUAUCGAAAGAUGGCAGAAAUGGCAAUUGGUGAUAAGAAGGUUUCUCCUUGGCAUAAUGGUUUCACCUGUAAAGAAUAUCAAGCUUUACCUGCUGAUCAAAGAUCGCCUGAAGAUUUAGAUGUCAUUAAUUUAGUAAAAAAGGAAGGGUGGAAACGGUGCCCAAGAUGUAAUUUUUUGAUUCAGAAAAAUGGUGGAUGUAAUCACAUGACUUGCAAAUGUAAAGCACAAUUGUAA